Molecule: messenger RNA, 920 nt
Organism: Aspergillus novofumigatus IBT 16806
Lineage: Eukaryota; Fungi; Ascomycota; Eurotiomycetes; Eurotiales; Aspergillaceae
Exons: 1
Coding region: 203-571 (122 amino acids)
Source: RefSeq, a predicted model, not a curated record
AUUUUCGCCAACGCAUCGUCCAACGCAAUAAUUCCUACAUCAAACUGCCAUGUCAUAUACACUUCCAGUGUUCGGGGCGGUUCUGAGGACUCAACCUCCGUCUUCAUCGCACAAUUCAUAUGGGCGACCACAAUGGGCCUCACCUUCCCACUGGCUGAUCUCUGACUAGAAGGUAGAUGAGGCGGAGGAAAUCUUACGGCAAAUGCUGUGGAGGUUGCUUACGGGUCGGAGUCCUAGGGCACAGGCCGAAUUCUGUAGAACUGGCGAUUUGCAAAAGCAUUCCGUGGGAAGGAAGCUGUUCGAGGUUGAAGAGAGAUACCGACGAGUGCUCUCUGGAAAAGAGAAAGUGUUGGGAGACUGCAACAAAUCAACACGUAAUACGGUCUACAUCUUUGGAUUUGUCCAUUUCACUCAUAGAAAGAUAUCUGAAGGCGGAAUCAAUGUUUUUCACCUGCACUGUUUGGUAGAGAUGUGGCGCCUGGGUCUAACCACUCUUCAACACUCGCUGCAGGAAAUUGCCUGGCAACUGGAUGCAAAAAUUGGGGUAAGCAUUACGAGGAAGACAAGAUAAUCAGGCAGAUUUUACCCAGCGGAAAAGGGGUCCUGGUCCCUAAGAACGUGUCAAGUGCCUUAUGUUAGACAGGGGAAGUUGAUCGAGGUAGAGGCGAGGUACCAUCGCCCACCGGCAGGCCAGGAAGAACUUCUUGACCCUGAUGUUACAUCAACCCUGGCACUGUAACAAUCUUUUUGUCUUGCACAAGACCCAAGGCGAGCUCGAUCAGGCUGAGGCGAUGGUCCAACGCGUACUAGCAGGGCAUGAACGAGCUAGCUUCUGAUCGCACAUCGACCCCAGACACUGUCAAGGACCUUGGCCAAUUAUGAUCCGUCGGGUCCGCUCACCCCGCGAAGGUGAAACCGGG